AUGCUCCACAAAAAACCUAAACUAUAUUCAAUAGAAGAGGUGGCUAAGCAUACAACAAAAAGCAGCUGCUGGAUAAUUUUAUCAAAUGUCGUUUAUGAUGUAGCAGAAUAUGCAAAAGAGCACCCGGGCGGAUCAAGUAUAAUAUACGAAAAUGCAGGAAAAGAUUGCACUGAGCUGUUCUAUGCACUACACCCGUGGAUCAAUUAUAAGAAAAUAUUAGAGAAAUAUAUAAUUGGUUAUAUAGAAGAAAAAACUACGCCUUAA
Nematocida parisii ERTm1 is the source of this 264-nucleotide messenger RNA. Its product is annotated as cytochrome B5. Bases 1 to 264 code for a protein of 87 amino acids. The transcript has a single exon. NCBI's taxonomy places the organism in Eukaryota, Fungi, Microsporidia. The record is from RefSeq and is a predicted model, not a curated record.